AUGGAAGACUUCAGGAAUAUUGCUGAUGAGACAUUCCCAAGCUUCCUGGGCCAUUCGUUGAGUAGCAGUGCAAGUGUGGUUUUUGAAAAUGUUACUAUUUCCUCAAACCCUGGCUUACCUGUUGCAGCUUCAACUGUUGCCAGGAGUAAAGUGGGCUGUGACAACAGGCAUUCCGAUAUCUGUGCAUCCUAUUUAGAAGGGAAACAUUCACCCUCAUCAGGAUCUUCUCACAGUAGUCAGUUGGAUCCUGAGCCAAUGGGGAGAUUUGCCCUCAGCUUUCGUGAUGACAGGCAACUUGCUACACAAGUCAAAGAACCUCAGCCAACUUCUGUUAGUUUGAAGGAAUCCCACUCAGUAUGUGGAGAGCAAGAUCAGAAUGUCAUUGAGCAUUCAAAUUGCAGUCAAGAUACCUUACAUGAGGUAUUGCCACUUGAACGAUUGGAAGACUUGUCAACUGGGAUAUGUUUUCUUCCAGACAGUAAGAAUAACAAGGUUGGUCCAUCUGAACCUUCUGAAAAGCUGAUGGAAGAUGAAAUGUCAAGUGAUCACCUUAGUAACAGCCUUUCAAGUUUUUUGGAAAAUGAGAAACUCUCAUCUCUAGCAAGCUCAGAAGAAGAUUCUACCGAUGGUGAUAUUGAUGAUGAAGAGUUCCCUGAUGACCAACUAGAAGCCUAUUUUGAGCAGCUGAUACAGCCAGAAAUAAGAGGAGAUGCUGACAUACAGAGACUCUCAGAAUGCUGUUCAGCGCUGAAACUUUCUGCAGAUGGCUUACUUCAAGAAAACUUUCAGGUUCCUGACACUUACCAGGCUGUGACAGGAGUAGACUCUGAAAAUGCUAGUGAUGAAGAUUCACACAAUGAAGACGUGACUGUAUGUCCUGUGCAAAGACAAAUGCUGCCUAAAGCUGUACAGCAACUGAAUUCCAUGACUACUGGAGAUGUGCUAGAUUCCUGCGCUGCCGCCGAGUUGCGAUUAGAUUCACUGUACCUGCAGUGCACGGACGGCUGUAAAGCUGAUGUUUCAGAUGUCCUUUCUAAGCAAGAAAUACAGACCUCUGAGUAUCAGGCUGCUGCUUCUGAGACAGUACUACAUGCAGCAAGAGGAUUUUUAGGGCAGUGCACCACUCCUGAUGUUCUUAGUGCAAACGCGCCUCAGACAGAUGCAACUGAAUGUGAAGCUGGUCUUCCUGACGCUUACCUGUCUCCAACUGUGGACAGCUGUGAGAGCAUGAGUUUGGCUACAGCGGACAGAGGUGAUUUACCACACAGCAUUGUCUAUCAAAAUGAAGAGGGCAGAUGGGUGACUGAUCUUGCAUAUUAUACUUCAUUUGAUGAAGAACAAGAUUUAAAUGUGUCUGAAAAUGAUAAAAUAAAGGAGAAAUUCAUUACUGGAUCUGAAGCAGCAGCUAUGAUUGCCCAAGACCAGGAAGAAUUUGAGAAAGCACAUCGACUGCAGGUGGAAAAAGUAGACAUCCUAAAUGCGUCUGAAUUAGCAAAUUCUUCAUGGAAAUCUGCCAAUAGCUGCAUUCUGCCGACAACAUCUGAUCUUGAUAAAGAUGCCAGUUAUUUACGUUUGUCUUUGGGGGAGUUCUUUGGUCAGAGAUCUGAAGCUCUUGGUUGUCUUGGUGGAGGCAAUGAUGUCAAACGGCCAUCUUUUGGUUACUAUAUUACAUCUCCAAAGAAAAGGCAACCUGUUGCUUUGCUAAGGCAAUCUGAUUCAUCAAGAGGUGAUGCUGGCCAAGAGAUUUCGCAGUUGUCUGAGGUGUUUCCAGGUGACUUAGAAGCACAAGCAGAAGAACAUGCAAAUUCUACCAGUUGUGAAGGUGCAUGGCAUGGAAUGGAUACUGCAGCUAGAAUACAUAAAAGCAUUAAUACAGGAGCUGUUACUAAAAGUAAAGCAAAGGAUGGAAUUCAUAAAGACAAGUUUAAAGACGACUUAUCUGACCACUGUGACUCUGUCCUGAGUAUUAGCACAAUUGCAUCUGCUAUUGCUAAUGCUUCCCCCAGUGCUGAGCCUGCCCAGCUAGCUUCUAUGAUGAUGGCACUUUCUAAUAAAAGAACACAUUUCCUUCCUGGGAUUGUUAAAGAGACAGAACUCGCUGCUAACCAGGUGUUACCCAGCAGUGUGGAAAAUAGUGCAUUUGAUAUGGAAAAGUACCUCAAAAAAACAGAUGAAAUCGGACAUGAAAGUGAAUAUGAGAGUGUUGUAAAACAUGAAGCAUCUGUCCAGAACCUUAUGCCUGAUACCUUUUUACUGGAUAAAGAUAAAAAUAAAGAUACUCUUACAGAAGACUUGGUAAAUAAUCAUAACAAGCAGCAAGAAUUAGAGAAGCAAUUUCUGCAUUAUUUUAAUGAAGAAAAUGAUAUUCAGGAUUUCUCUAGUCUGUCUGGUGUUCCCAACCAUGGAGACAUAACUGCAAACAGUGUUAAAUACCCAGAAAAAUUGUCAGACUUAGUAAAUAGUAAACAUUUACAGACAGUGAAUGCUGAUCUCAGAUCAGAUACGCUGGAUACCCAAACCGCACCUACUGGAAACAAAACAGAGACCUUUGGAAUUUCUUUAGCAGCAAAAUUGGAAAUGACACCAAGAAGUCCACUUGAUUACCGGAUCAAGGAUCUCACGAAUAGAUGUUGCAUCAGGGAAGACACAGAAAUGGUAGAUCAAGCAACAAAUGCUGUUCCUGAACCUUGUAAUGAUUUGCUAGAGAGAAGAACAGGAAAUGCUCUGUCAAUCAGCAAUGUGAAACCUGCCAAGCAAUCUAGUAAAUAUGUUUCCGAAAGUCCUACAAAAGCAAGGCCUGUGCAGAAAUUGAGCGAUGGUGAAGAGAAGCAAAAUGCAAAAACAGAGAAGAGAAACAAAGGUGCUCAUACUGCUUGUGGUGGGAAUGAGAAACAUGUAACUUUUGAGAAGCUCUCCCCAACUUCCCAGAAUAGUCCUGAGCAUAAACCUGUUCUGUCUCAAGGUGACUUACAGCCUCUGGAGGAUGAGCAGUGUAGCUUCAGACCUUCAACUUCACCACUAAUUCACUCUUCUCCUAGUGACACUUCUGGAACUGCAUUUUCAGGGUCUGAAACUGACUUCACGUCACAUUAUCAGGAGUCUUCUCACAAAGAGAGUUUACUACCUCGGUCAGUUUACUCAAGUCCUAGCAUGAGCAGAUUAACGUAUGUCUCUGCGUCUGACAGUACCCUUAAGAACACAUCUGUAAUACGUAAUUCGGAGACAUCCUGGGGUGAAAAUGCUACUGAGUUGAGCACAACGAUAAUUCAAGCCAGCCCAACUCCUUCUCAGGAACAUACAAAUAAAAAUCCAGAAGACCAGUCAUGUCAAAGAAGUAGGAAAGAAACACUGCUUAGUAUUGACCAGAAAUCAGAAGAAAACGGACUUGUGGGUCUUCCAAGAAAUAUUGAUGAUGUACUGGGUCAAGAAGUGUCCAAAGAAGCUUUUCUGAAGAACGAAAAAGAGCUUGUUUCAAACACAGUAUCAAAUCAUAAAGAGCUAGAUGAUGUUAAAUCAGCUUUACCAAGCAAAUUCAGUGUUUUUCAGCCAGUUUCUGCUAAUGUUUGCACACAAGAAGUGUGGAAGGAUCAAACGAGCAAAACACAGAGGCAAGGAUUACCAUCCUCGAAUACAUUACCUAUGUAUCCUGGAUUAAGCAUUUAUAUGCCAUUCAGUCAAAACUCAUCUGAUGGACAAUAUGUUCCUAUUUCAAGCUUUAAAUCCCAUGUCACUACCUCUGAGAGUGCAGCAAUUUCUUCUGUUCCCACGUUGCUUACAGAAUGUUCUCUUGCAACGACUCCAUUUACACAACAGCACCUGGGAAAUUUACCACCUACUGGAAAUACAGUUUUGUCUCAGUUUCACGGCUCCAGCUCUGCAGGUUUCAGCCUUCCAGCAGGGCUCUCAUGUUCUGGUAUCCCAGCAGGACAUGUUGAGAAUCCACUUAUGGCAAGAAUUCCUUUAGGUCCAAAUAUUGUUCCUGGCUCUUUGGGUGCAGCAUCACUUUGUAAUCCAUGCUCUACUUCCUGGAACAAGAAUAUGUUAACUAUAAAAUCAUGUACUGCACAACCUCUUGGAGCUGGUGGAAAUGAGUGGGACUUGUCAAAGUCACCUGGUAUUGGACAUGUAAAAGUACCAGAAGAAUUGAAGUUCCCUAAUGCCUGUUGUGUGGGAAUUGCAUCACAGACAGUUCUUGGCAUUUUUAAUCCAACUGAACGGUGGUUGCAGGUCAACAUUGGAAUACUUAGUGUUUCUGUUAAUGGGGAAAAGAUGGAUCCUGCGAAAUACCAAUGUCUGGUUUUCAAGAACAAAACCAUCGUAGGACCCUAUUCUACCAAUGAUCUGAAAAUUCUUUUCUUACCUUGUCAUUCGGGGAUCUUUCAGUGUAUUCUCAACGUGUCAUCUUGGCCAGUUUCUGCAGAUGCCGAGACAAUCAUUCAGGCAGAAGCUUUGGCAAGUAGGGUAGUUGUGACAGCAGUGUCUGAAAAUCCUCAUCUAGAAGUGGAAAUAGGAAAAAGAGAUUCUCUGGAUUUUGGUGACUUGACUUCCGGCAGUUGGAAGGCUCUUCCACUAAAACUUAUCAACAAAACCCAUGCUUUUGUGCCACUUAGACUUAUUAUUAAUGCAAAUGCAGUAGCUUGGCGUUGCUUCACAUUUUCCAAGGAACCAGUUAAUCCUUCUAAAGAGCAAUUGCUCCAGAUGGAUGCAGUUUCUCAGAUAGGAGCUCCAUCAGUUGUAAAUCAUGUCAUACAUGCAAGCUGUGAUGGGCAAGAUCCUGAAGCUUUAACAGUUUGGGUUCUAUUCCAUGCACCUAAGAAACGAAUUUCUUCUUCAGAUUCGUUGGGUCCAGCGGAAGAAUUCUUGGCAAGAGUUGAUGUGGAAGUGGAUAGUCCAGGACCUAGCAGUGUGAUUAAAAGUAUUCCUCUCCGAGCAAGAGCUGGAACAGCGAGGAUCCAUGCUCCAAAGGACUUACAGACAAUAUAUCUGUCUACUAGUGUGGGUUCAACAGCCAAACAGCAGCUGCCAUUGAAAAAUGCUGGAAACAUUGCUGUACAUUUGAAAAUUAAGACAUCAGAUCAGAUCAGCUGCUUUGCUGUUGAACCUGAGAAUCUUUUCCUUCUUCCUGGAGAAGAACGAGAAGUGACUGUCCUGUUUUUCCCCAAAAAUGUGAUGAUUACAGAAAGAUGUAAGAGAUCAUAUUUCUACACAUUAGCACCUGACAAAUUUACGUUUUGUGAAAUAGACUUGAUUGGUUCGAGUGACCAUUCUGAUGUCAU
This is a messenger RNA of Apaloderma vittatum (bar-tailed trogon), 5276 nucleotides long. Its product is annotated as centrosomal protein of 192 kDa-like. The annotation marks the transcript as partial. The transcript is spliced from 25 exons. Gene Ontology annotation, molecular function: protein kinase binding. The record is from RefSeq and is a predicted model, not a curated record. Gene Ontology annotation, biological process: centrosome-templated microtubule nucleation; centrosome duplication; centriole replication. Lineage: Eukaryota; Metazoa; Chordata; Aves; Trogoniformes; Trogonidae. Gene Ontology annotation, cellular component: pericentriolar material; cytoplasm; centriole.